Molecule: messenger RNA, 646 nt
Organism: Arvicola amphibius (Eurasian water vole)
Lineage: Eukaryota; Metazoa; Chordata; Mammalia; Rodentia; Cricetidae
Product: coiled-coil domain-containing protein 7-like
Exons: 8
Coding region: 113-646 (177 amino acids)
Source: RefSeq, a predicted model, not a curated record
UACAAAAGAAGACCUAGAAUUACAAUUCUUGGAUCAAAAAAGACAGAAAGCUGAGACCAAAUCCGUCACCGACAUUCAGGAGACGUCUGAACCAAUAAAAACACUAAACCCAAUGAUUAGUGAGAUCAUCUUUCGCUUGGAUAUGGACAGAGUGCUUGAGAAUGACCUACAAACCUUGAAGGAGACCUUUGAUCAACAUUUAUUAAAAAAUGAAUUCAAGGCACGCUCCAAGACUGGACUUGAGAUAAAAAGGAUACCUUCAAGACGCACACCAAAGGAACCAGUGAAAACGGGAUGGAGAAAGCAGGGUGGCAACCUAAAUAUUAUUAAAGGAACAAAACUACUGGGGACACCGAGCGAACAACAGAAUAUGAGUUUAUCUCUAAGGAAAGAUAUUACUCCAGGUGUGAGUUCAAUGAAAACCAAACCUCAGGAAAAUGUUAAUGCUAAGUACCACCUACCAAAGACAUUUCCAACAAAAGUGAUCAAUCUGUUACCCUUCACCAGUCAAGAGGCAAACGUGGAAAGCUCCACACCGUAUGAGAAUGUAAUUCCAAAGCCACUUUAUAGGACAUCUAGGGGAAGUUCCGGCAUACCCACAACCUUCCAGCAAUUACUAAACAGGAAGAUUUCAGGUAACACUUAA